UUAGACAUGGCUGUUCAGAAGUCUGUCUGCUUGUGGAAAAACUAACCCUAACCCUAACCCAGACUUCCUGAGUCUGGAUGUUCUGACCUGAAUACUUCUUAGCCUUUUCCCAGAUGGGAGGGGCUUAAACCAGUUGUAAGAUGGGUGAGAGGGGUCCUGGUGAGUACACUCUCAUUGACACAUUUGUAGAAACCAGUGAGGAUGGAGGGAGGCAUGCCAACUCUUCAACCUUCUUAGAAAAUACAGGCAUUGUUGGACUUUCUUUACUGAGGAGGAGGUGUUCAGUGACCGUGUCCAGUCAUUGGUGAUGUGUACGCCAAGGAACUUGAAGGUCUGUGUUGUUUCAAGUAUCAUCUGUUUUGUCUUGUUUACAUUCGAUGGAAGAUCAUUAUUGCUGAUGAGCCUCACAACUGUGGUGUCAUCUGCAAACUUUAUGAUGCUCUUACACACCAUCAUGAGUCAGCAGGGUAUAUAACAGUGGGCUCAGUACACAGCCCUGUGGUGCACCGGUGCUCGGUGUGAUGGUACGGGAGGUCUGUGUGUUGACAAGUAUCCAGUUGCACAUUCUGUACAGUUGUGUGCUUCCAAAUUUGUGGCAACAGUUUGUGGAAGAACCACGUAUGGGUGUAAUGAUGUGAUGGUGUGUAUAUCUAUAAUUAUAUUCAGACUAUGAUCUUAUAGGGGGAAAACACAAUAAGAAAUGUUACUGUUCUUUUGUUAACUUUAGUUUGUGUUUACAGGUACAAUGAUGCGUGUCUUGCUUCUGGCUCUGCUGCUCACUCAGGUUUGCUGUGGUAUGAACCUAGACACCGACUGGAUAUCCUGGAAAACUGAAUUCAAUAAAAACUACAACAGUGUGUGGGAGGAAGCAUACAGGAGAACAAUUUGGGAGCAGAAACUUUUGAAAGUGAUGAAGCACAAUGAAGAAGCUGCAGCAGGACUACACACCUUUACCAUUGGGAUCAAUCACCUUUCAGACAUGACAGCAGAAGAAGUCAGCGCUAAACUGAAUGGUCUGAGGGUGGAGAAUUUUCCUCCUCAGGAUGCUAAUGAGAAUUUCACCUUUCUGAAUGAUUUCCCCCUCCCUCCCAGUGUGAACUGGACUGAGGAUGGAUUUGUCACCCCUGUCCAGAACCAGGGUGAAUGCAACUCAUGUUGGGCAUUCACUGCAGUUGGAGCUUUAGAAGCUCAAAUGAAGAAAAAGAAGGGACGGCUGGUUCCUCUGAGUGUUCAGAACCUGGUGGACUGCAGUGACAAAGAAGGAAACUAUGGCUGCCUUGGAGGACUCAUGACUAAUGCCUUUAAUUACAUUAUAAACCACAGGGGAAUCGGCAAGGCUGCUGAUUACCCUUAUGUAAAAAAGAACGGGACAUGCCAUGACACUCAUAAAUAUGGGCAUUGUUCUGGAUUCUGGGUUCUUCAACGUCAUAAUGAGUUCGAGCUGCAGAAGGUGGUGGCUAACAUUGGACCGGUUGCAGUGGGAAUUAAUGCUGACCUGGAUUCAUUUCACCAAUACAAGACUGGUAUUUAUAGUAACUAUUCGUGCCCAAGGCAUCCAUUGAAUCAUGCUGUUCUGGUGGUUGGAUAUGGAAAAGAAGAAGGGCAGCAAUACUGGCUGAUCAAAAACAGUUGGGGUACUGAUUGGGGAGAGGGGGGCUAUAUUCGAAUGGAGCGAAACAAGAAUCGGUGUGGAAUUGGCGGCUAUAGUGUUGUCCCCAUUGUCUGAACUUAUUUCUCUCAUAUCACCUUUUAAUCUGUUUUUCUUUUCUUGCUAUUAUCGACUAAUUCGUAAGUUUGAGUUUCUCUUAUGUAUUUUAGCAUCUGGUGGUCAUAAUGAAAAAAAACAUUUCUGUUUUUGGAAUGAAUGAAAUCCAGAGUUGCUUAUAUUGUAUACUUAUAUUGUUUACAAUUAUAUUGUAAUCCAUUCGUCA
This is a messenger RNA of Ictalurus punctatus (channel catfish), 1931 nucleotides long. Its product is annotated as cathepsin S, ortholog 1. NCBI's taxonomy places the organism in Eukaryota, Metazoa, Chordata, Actinopteri, Siluriformes, Ictaluridae. Gene Ontology annotation, cellular component: lysosome. The record is from RefSeq and is marked provisional. Gene Ontology annotation, biological process: immune response. Gene Ontology annotation, molecular function: cysteine-type endopeptidase activity.